AUGCUCACCAAAGUCUUUCGCCUUGACCCUGAUGACCGCCCGCCGCUGAAGGCGGUUUGUCUCAAGGGUGCCAAGGUGGCCAUGAUCAAGACUCAUGUUUCGAACGAUGCCGGACCGGGCACACGGGGCGCAUGGGAGAAAGCGGGAGCGUUGCUAGAGGGCGCCGGGGCCGUUGUCGAAGAUGUCGAGCUGCCCGAGGUGUUCAAAAGAUGCCAUGAGUGGCAAGAUAUAAUCGUGUCAUCCGAGGUCCGAGUGGCCUUUCUGUCCAGUACGUGGCCCCUCGCGGCCCCCCCUCGUAGCCGCAUGGUGCUCGUGCGGGUAGUGCUGCGCGGCGUCGGCAUGGUCCAACAGUCGACCUAA
This is a messenger RNA of Drechmeria coniospora, 360 nucleotides long. RefSeq lists its product as uncharacterized. The record is from RefSeq and is a predicted model, not a curated record. NCBI's taxonomy places the organism in Eukaryota, Fungi, Ascomycota, Sordariomycetes, Hypocreales, Ophiocordycipitaceae. The transcript has a single exon. The coding region runs from base 1 to 360 and encodes 119 amino acids.